AUGUCCUCGCGGGGCCGUAGGGGCCGCGGGCGACCGCCCAAGUCGGCGGUACUCUCGCAUAGGCCUAGCUUGCUCAAGAAGCCUCGCUACCUGUACGCUGGCUCCAGCGCCCAGAGCUCGCGCCUGGGACUUCACUUGCGCCAGUACGAGAACAGCACGCCGCAGCCCCAGCUCAAGCAGAGGCUCCGCGAAAAAUCGCAGAAGGUUCGUUCUUUCAUUCAGACCGUCCUCGGAGGCGGCGACGAGGAGGACAAUGACUUGGAGCCCCCUCCGUCCAGCGGCGACGAGAGCGACUACCAGCGCGCCGAGGACGAAGAAGACGACGACGACGGCUCGGUGGCCAGCUACGAGUCGGACGACGUGAGCGUGUACUCGCAGAGCAGCUACAGCACCAUCUCGAGCUCGACUCCCGCCAAGCGCAAAUGGACCUCGCGGAGGGCGCACAGCCCCGUGUUCCUGCAGGAGCGCGAGCUGCCCGCGCUGGCGCUGCCCAAGAGCUCGGAGGACCUGAUCCUGCCCACGUGCCACAUCAUGCGAGCCCUGAGCAUCUACGAGACGCUGCGCCACUUCAGGAACAUCCUGCGGCUCACGCCGUUCCGAUUCGAGGACUUCUGCGUCGCGCUCAUGUCGGACGAGCAGUCGGCGCUCCUGUCCGAGGCGCACAUCGCGCUGCUGCGCGCCAUCCUCCGCGAGGAGGAGGCGGCCGGCACCCAGUUCGGGCCGCAGGACCUCAAGGACAGCAUCAACGUGCACCUCUACAUGGUGGACGCGGUGACGUGGCCCGCGGUGCUGCGCAUGUACCUGACGAGCGACCCCGAGUACCGGCCCAUGCUCGCCGCGCUCGAGCGGUGCGAGUACCCGUUCACCGCGGUGGCGAGCAAGCUGAACGUGCUCGAGUUUCUGUGCGACCAGUUCCUGACCACGGCGCAGGCGCGCGAGGACAUCACCAGCGAAGGCGUGGCCAAACACGACGACCACUGCCGGGUUUGCCACAAGCUGGGCGACCUUCUGUGCUGCGAGACCUGCCCGGCCGUCUAUCACCUGGCCUGCCUCGACCCGCCGCUCGAGGACGUCCCCACCGAAGAUUGGAUCUGCACCGUCUGUCAGGCCAACCAGGUGUCCGGGGUCACGGACUGUAUAUCAGACAUCGAAAAAGGAGGCCUGCUCAGUCGACAAGAAUGCCUGGGUCUCGACCGACAUGGCAGAAAGUACUGGUUUCUCUGUCGAAGGAUCUUUGUGGAAGGGGAGAACAACGAGGCAUUCUACUACUCCACGCCAGCGCAGCUGGAGGAGCUCCUUGACGUACUCGACGCAGAAGACCUGGAGCUGGACUUGUGUCGAACCAUCGCCGAAUUCCGCGACGAGAUUGUCCGGCACAUGGAGCUCACCGAGAAGCUCACAAACUCGUCCAAGGGGAAUAGGAAAACCUACCUGGACUCUGAGAAUGCGGCUCUGGUCAAGGUGCAGGCAGAGCGGGCAGCACGGAGAGCCAAGGAGGAAGAGGAGAGGAAACGGCGGGAGGCCCAGGAGGCCGAGGAACGGCGGCGGUUGGAAGAAGAGAAUGCGGCACUGGCGGCAGCCAGCCUGGAGAGCGCGGCGCACCGCUUCCUCAAUUCGGUAGAAGACAGCCUCCUCAUGCCGUGCCCCAUCAAACCCGAAGACGGCCUGCCCCACUUCGCGGAGGUGCCGCAGAUGGUGGAGGAGGAAAUGAAUGUCGCUUCGCACGCCAACAUCCUCGACAUGGGCGGCGAAGAGAACCGGAUGGAUUGCGGGGAGGUGCCGGACAUGCCGCCUCCGGAGCAGAUGGAGGUGGACACGAAGCCCGAAGUCACGGAAACGGAAGAGGAGGUGACGACCACAACCAUGGUUACCACAGUGGUGACCACGACGACUAGCACCAAAACGGUCACAGUAGUGAAAGUAAAGGAAGAGGAGCCAGAUGAUAUGGCAGAAGCCGAAUCCAAAGCCACGCCUGAUACCAAAGAGAGUGAAGAGAAAGAGGCGGAAUCGGAGCAGUCUGGAGCAAAAUCCGACGAUGGAGCAGCAGCAGGCAAGAAGCCCUCGGAGGAAGACAAUGCAAAAAAGGCAGCUGGGAAAGGAACUGGCAAGGAGGAACCGGACACGGGCCCGCGCUCUUCCAUCGUGACUCGGUCCAAGACCGGUUCACUGGUGCCCCGGAGCUUCGCCUUUGACACCACGAGUCGGUCCACGGGGACCGCCAAGAAGUCCGGCGGCGGGUCGUCAGACGGCGAUGGGGACUCGGUCCUGGUGCUCACCAAGGACGGGGAGAUCUCGCGGGUGACGCGGGGCAAGGCGUCCGGCGCGGUGCCGCUCAACUCGGGGUCGCUGCUCUUCAAGCUGGGAAUGGAGGGCAGCUACCGCAGCUUCACCAACCAGUACAACAGCAACACCCUGGCCCUGAACAAACACCAACACGCCGAGGACAGGGACAAGCGGCGGCACCUGUCCCACAAGUUCUCGCUGACCGCUGCCUCCGAGUUCAAGUGGGGCGGCCCGGUGCACGGCAGCCGCGCGGCGCUGGUCGGCACCCUGCGGCAAACGCUGCUUCAGCUGGAGAGCAGUGUACCCGCCGCCCUGCUGCACCCCAACUGGGCCAUCCACCGGGGCAACUGGCUGCGCGCGGUCAACAUGUGCACGUCGCCCCGCGACUUCUCCCUCGCCCUGGCCAUCCUGGAGGCCUCGGUCAAGCCGGUCCUCUUCAAUGCCGCCUGGAGCGACUCGCUAGAUUCUAAGCAUGUCAACGCUUCUGUGGCCUCGCGAUUUGCGCUUGGUCACACCCACCUCCGGCGGACGACGGUGGCCGAGCGGGAGGAGAAGAAGAAGCUGGAGAAGCGGGAGCGGCGAGAGCUCAUGGAGGAGGAAGUGGACCGCAGCGUCUGGGUCAAGUACACGUUGGGGCUCAAGCACCAGGUGUGGAAACAAAAGGGUGAAGAGUACCGGAUCACGGGCCAGGGCGGCUGGCAGUGGCAAAGCUGCACAAGGGUGGUGCGGCACGUUCCAGCGCACACGGUGGGCCUGCGGGCGGGCCCACACAAGGUGGUCAUCGCCCUGCAGCAUGGCCAGCAGCAGCAGCGAAACGCCGCCGAGAACAAGGCCAAGGCCGCUGCCGAGGAGGCUGCUAAGGCUGUGAAGGAAGGUGGAGGGGAAGGCAGUGAGGUGAAAACGGAGGCGGGUGCAACCGGUGACAGUUCUGCACCAUCCGCGGAGCCUGGGGAGACGACGAGGGAGGUGAAAAUUACCGGUGAGACCCUGCUCAAGGCGAUGCUGGCAUCCCGAGCCAUGGUCGUGGAGCUGGUCGACGUCUCCGAGUCACUCUCCUCGCCCGUGCGGACCCUCUACCCAAAGGUGGCCAAAACAACUAAGAUUGACGGCUUUCUGGAGCGCCGGUUGAAGCUAAAGGAGCUGGAGGACAAAAUGGCCGAGUCGACAAGGAUCAAGGCUGAGCCUCACGUGGACGUCGAGACCGUCGAGUCGCCAGUGAAAGUGGCAAAGCCGCUGGUGCUCAAUGGAAUGGUGACUGCUGAGGAUUCGGGCCUGGAUCUCGCGGAGAGGGCGAGACGUUGCUAUUCGCCUCUGUGCCGGCGCGGCACGGUGGCGUCUGCUGUUGGCGGCAACUGCUAUUCAUCCACCUGCCGGGCUUCCAAGCUCUUCGUCAAGGUGGCAACCAUUCACAGCAGUGUCCGGACACCGGCAACUGCAGCGGCUACCGACCAUGCGAUCGCCAAUGGAGACACCAAGUCAGUGGUCAAGCAAGAAGUCAAGUCGCCAGUCAAGCUGCAGAGCCUCCUGAAGCCAGUUGACCCAGGUGUUCCAGCGAGCGAGGUAAAGCAGACUGUCGUGGAGAAGAUGACCACGACCACCACAACCACCGUGUCCCGGACCACUGUCACGACCACCAGCACGACCACCUCUGUGGUGAAGCACGAGCCUGAAGAUAUGGUGCCCGAUGUCCCUGAGCCAUGCAACGAUGUUGAAAUGACCACAGUCGCGGCCGAGGAGGUGGUCGAGACAGACGAGUCCGAGCUCCCUCCUGUUGAGACGGCCGCAGAGGAGACGGUACUCACUGAGCCUGCAGUUGCGGAGGAAGUCGUCUGCAGCGACCAUGCCUCUGCAUCUGUCGAGGAAGAGGUGGCCACUUGUGGCGAGGGUGACCCGCCCGUUUCCAUGGAGGAGGACGUGUCUUCUUGCGCAGAAGAGGAGGUGUCCAGUUUAGCCGAAGAAAAACCUGCUCCUGCCGAUGACGACACGUCCAUCCCUGCUGGAAGCGAGCUGCCCGUAUCUGUAAAGGAAGAGGCAGCAGCAACAGCUGCUGGUGAAGACACUGAAAUGUUGCCUGCUGUUGUGGAGAAUGAAAUUGCGCAGCCCACAAAUGUAGGGGUGAAAUCACCACAGCCGGUAAGCAACAACAUCGACAAGAAAGUUUCUGCUUCAGCAUUGCCAACCGAAGUUUCUUCAAAUCCGGUGGCAACACAGUUGACUCCCAUCAGUCAGCAAAAGCAGGUUGUCACUCUCAAAAGUGAGCCAGAAAAGUCUGGCCAGAAAACCGAGCCUUCCACGGCGACGACGACAACGACGACAACGGCAGCUGCGGCAGUUGCAAAAGCGCUGGUGUCCGCAACAAUCAUCGCGUCGUCCGCGGGCAGCACGGCCGUGACAAAAGUGGCGGGAGCGGCCGUAGCAGCCGCAGCGACGACGUCCAAGACGUUGACGACUACGGCCGUGGCCGAGGGCAAGGCAAUGAGCACCACAGUGACGACGACAAGCAACAAGGUGUACCUGGGCAAGAUCACCAAGGUGACCAAGAAGGUGAAGAAGAACAAGGGCACGCUGCCGCCGUUCUGCCGCUUCCAGACCUUUGCCAGCAAGCAACGCAGCAUCAUGGUUUUGCCACAGCACGAACUACGCAAGAUGUCCCGAAGAGGCUCUCUUCGUGAAGCCACGGGAUUCAGCUACACAGCCAAGGUGAACCCGCAAAGCUGGCCCUACGGCGUCAGCCCAAGGCCCUGCUUCAAGACUGCCUGGCGGUACCGGAAUCAAAUGCUGACCACCAUCCACCAGGUGGCGCUUCAGUUGCGCGUGCUGUGGGCCAGCCUGCGCUGGGACGACCUGCAGGCCAAGCCCCCGCCGGGCGGCACCAACACGAUGACCACCGAGAGCGACGUGCAGACCACCGAGCUGCUCAAGCGCAAGGACGUGGGCCCCUUCGGCCUGCGCUCCGAGUACCUCGUGCGGCGCAUCACGGUGCCCAUAGACCUGCCCUCCAAACCCAGAGAGAAAGUGACACCGCAGCGGACGGGACUUCGGGAGAGGAGAAGACCCGAAUCGCCCCAGCACAAGGGACCGACGGUGACCGAGGUCUGGGUACCCGAGGAAGACCUUGAACUUUGGGAGAUCCGGCAGUUCGGAGAAAAGAUCGAGAAGCAGCAGCUGGCGGUGCGCGAGAAGCUGGCCCAGGUGCACGCCCAGCAGAGUGCCGACAAGAUCCGAGCCCAGAUGGAGGCCCAGCUGAAGCAGCAGCGGCUGGCCAUGCAGCAGAAACGGCUGCAGGAGGGCACAACGGGCACCAAAACCAGCACACCCGGCACCAAAACCAUCACGGUGACGGUGUCGACGCCACAGGCCGCCAACCAGACACUCACUAAGGUCGCACUGGUGUCAUCCGGAAGCCCAAUCAAGGGCACCACACUCACGAGCCUGGUGACAACACCGGGCAAUGCUGGUGCAGGAAGGGCGGUGCGCCGAAUCUUCACGACACGACCCGUGGGCGCCACCAACAGUGCAGACGGCAUCACUAAGAUUCCCAUCAGUGCCAUCAGUACCAACGCGCCAACGCUGAUGCCCAAAACGACGGUGGGCGGCCCGCAGCAAAUCAUCGUGCGUGCCCCCGUCGGUGCGGGCCAGACACGGCCGGCGGUGAUUGCGGUGAGGGGAGUGGUGCCUGCGACUGCCGGCGGCGCCAAUGCGGUGAUCCGCCCCGCCCUGGGAAAUCCGACGGGCACGGCUGCUCCCGUGAGGGCGCAGAUUCAGAUCAUCCAGGGUCCCAACGGCCAGCUCCAAGUCCGGGGACUUAUGCCUGGUCAACAACUCAUCCGUCUGCCAGACGGCCGUCUUCAGCUGCUGACGCUGCCUGUGCAAGCUGCGCCAGCAGUCGCGACGACGACGGCCGGUGCGGCCAACACAUCCCAGCCGCAGACCAUCCAGAUCACCACACUUCGUCCGGCCAUAUCCAUCGCACCGGCCACGGGCGUGGCUACGGCGGCCCCUGCGGUGGCCACUGCCGUUGCAGCCACAGCCCCCGCCGUGGUCGCUGCACCAGCAGCGGCACCCCAAACAGCUGUUUCUGUAGCACCAGCUGGCACAGUACAAAUCGUUUCUCAGCCAACGCAGCAAAUAAAGGUGCAACCCACGGUGGUGCUCUCAGCGGCGCUGCCCGCCAGUUCGGCUGCGGCCGCCGGCGCCGUGGUCACCUCCACCCAGGCCACUCUGGCCCCGAAGCUCAUCCAGAUUCGGCCACAGUUGACCACAACUGUACCACAGCAGAUCCUGGGCACGCAAGUCAAAGUUUUGCCAGCGGUGAGGCCCCUGGUGCAAGCGGCAGCAGCUGGUGCAACACCCGCCGCCACCAGCGUACGGCUGCAGGCAGCGACAGUGAGCAUCCCGGGGUUGGCCACCGUGGUGGCUAGCCCAGCCUCAACGGUGGGUGCCGCAGCAGCGACGCCGGUGGUGGCCACAAAAGCCGUGCUGGCGCCGGCGACGACGACACCGGUUAAAGCUGUGGCCUCUACUGCUGCUACUGCUGCUGCUGCUGCCGCCGCUACUGUUGCUGCUACUGCGGCCGCGAGUAACGCGGAGACGCCUGCAACUUCCGCCACCGUGCCAACCGCCCCAGCCAAGCAGGCGGAGGCACCGGCCACUCCCGUGAAGAGCGAAGCGCCUGCAGCUUCGCCCGUGUCCUCGCCACCAAACUCGCCACAGCAGUUCGUGCUCACCCCGGCCAUAACACAGCAGAUUGUGCGGCAAGCCUUGAUGAACCCGCAGACGUCGCCCGAGAUCCAGCAGAAGCUGCUGGCCCUGCAGCGACACCACCAGCAGCUGCAGCGUACACCCGCGGCCGUCACGGUAACAGCAGGCGUGGGCCGCAGUUCUUCCUCGUCGUCUUCGUCCUCUUCCUCUUCCUCCUCCUCUUCAUCGUCCUCGUCUUCGUCGGGCGGUGGCCCCGCCUCCUCACCACCAUUGCCAAAAUCCAAGUCAACCGAACACAGGGAUGAAGGGCAGAGGGCUGCAGUGUGCCAGCAAGUGCUCAAGGGGAUUGUGGACAAGAUCGAGCGCGACGAGAAGACGACGGGCCGGCGGCAACGGGCCAAGGCAAGUGCCGAGGAGAGGAAGGCGCGGGCGUCGCAGACCAAGCUGCACGAGGUGCUCGUGCGGCAGACGGAGUUCCUGCGGCGAGAGAUCAUGCGCAAGCGGGCUCUGAUGGAGAAGGAGCUCCAGAUUCAGAUCCAGACGGAACUUCAGGCCGACCUGAAGCGACGAGCAGCAGCAGCCGCAGCGGUGUCCGCCCCGACGACGCUGGUUACGCCACGGAUACCACCUCAGGAGAAAGUUGCGCAGGUGAUGCGCACCUUGGAGAGCAGCAAGCAGCAGGCCGCAGCUGCUGCGGCGGCAGCUGCGUCACGCAAGCGGGCGCAGUCGCAGACCAGCGAAAGCGACGUCUCGCCGCCACCGGCACCAAAGCGGCCGAAAAAGCAGGCAAAGGUGCCGACCGCGCAGCGGCCGCCGCCGGCUCCAUCGCACCACCGUGGCGGCAGCGGUGGCAGCAACUCUGCGACACCUGCCAGCCACGCCAAGCAGCGUGGUGGCGCUGGCGGGGCGGCUGUGAGUCAACACAAGCUGUACUGCAUCUGCAAGAAGCCGUACGAUCCUUCCAAGUUCAUGAUUGGGUGCGACCUGUGUUCGAACUGGUUCCACGUCAAGUGCAUAGGCUUGACCGAGGUUCAAGCCAAGGCCAUGGACAAGUACGUCUGCAACGAGUGCCGGAAGGACCACAAAACUUCAACGCAGGAACUCUACUGUCUCUGCAGGCAACCCUACGACGAGUCUCAGUUCUACAUCUGCUGCGACCAGUGCCAAGACUGGUUCCACGGCCGGUGCGUGGGAGUGCUGCAGAGUGAGGCGGAUUCCAUCGAGGAGUACAUCUGCCCCACGUGUCAGCGCAACAGCAACAUAAACCAGGCCAACCUGAAGCCCUUGCAGCCGAAAGACUUCGACAACCUACGCAAGCUGCUGAAGAGCCUUCAGACGCACAAGAUGGCCUGGCCUUUCUUAGAACCUGUCGACGCAAAGGAGGCGCCCGACUACUACACAAUCAUAAAAGAACCUAUGGACUUGCAGACCAUCGAGCGGCGGUUGCAGACUCGCCACUACCAGAAGCUGAGCGAAUUCAUCGGCGACAUGACCAAGAUAUUCGACAACUGCCGCUACUACAACCCGCGCAACUCUCCCUUCUACCAGUGUGCCGAGGUGCUCGAGGCGUUUUUCGUCCACAAGAUCAAGGUGUUCCGCGAGAGCAUCUCGUGGUGACCCGAAGGCGGAGACACCAGGGAGUCGCCUCCUCCUCCUCCCGGCCACCGAAAGAAGGCGCGCGACGUGACAACGCGCGGCGGACUGCGUACUACAGUGAACACGAACGCUUAUCCAUGCACUGGCGGUGCUGACUAACGUAAUGCACUCCGCCGGACUUGUGCGUGCGCGCGACGGGCGUGUCACUCCGCGUACAGUCAAGGGCGGGCUCCGCGGAGCCGUGCGUUGAGGUUCGGACAGUGGUGUGAAGACGGCAGCCAUCGCGUCGACUGUGUCCCCGGUCUGCCCCCGACGCCACAGCAUCUAAGUGUCGCAUCAUCGCUUGACUUCCGGCGAUGGGGAGGAAAAAAAACAAAAAAAAAGAAAAAUAUUUGUACAUAGUGUAGAGGGAGAUUUCUCUUCAUUGCCAUAGCAGUCUCAUUAAUACAGUGCGCACCACCAUUCUUCUUAGUUUGUUCCUUUCGUAGCGUAUACACCUCUGCACGUUUUCGUGGAGCCACGUGAAGUGCUGUCUUUUUUUUUUUUUUCAGCUGCGUGUCUCUCAGGCUUCUCUUUCUCGUGCAUUGCAAAUGCAAAAUCGUGUCCAGUAGACUUUUUUUUUUAGAAUUGUUUGAUGCACAUUUCAUCCCCCCCAAAACUUUUGUGAAAUUUGUUUUUAAAAUGAGGAGAAGACAGCUGAUGAAAUUAUGUAUCAAUAUGUACAGGAUAAGGGGGAGGGGAGGAUGAAGUGUAUGCAAGUGUUUUUGUAAAACAAUGCCGAACAUUUUCAUGUGUCACUGCUGUCCUGGUUUAUUACCUGCUGAAACAUGACAAAGACGUAGGCCCUUUUUUUUUUUUUUUUGUCUAUGUGCAUGCGCGCGAGUGUAUUUAGUUGCAAUUUGACUAUGCAUUUUUGAGAUGAACGCCCGAAGCUUGCAUCAGAGAGACUGGAAACAUGCAUGUUACCAUGGACUCACAUUGCAGAGCUUUGUUUUUAAUUCUUUCAAGCAUUGUACAUUGUGGUCAGUAGUAAAUAUUUAUUCCGUUAACAGAACAAGUCUGGACGCAGGCAAGGUGUUGCGGCCAGUGACAAAGAGAGAAACACGUUGGAAAUGACCUUUGCCUUUAUUUCUUUAGAAAAUCAAAAGGUCGGGGCCUACAAAAUUGUUAUAAUGAUUGAUUCAUGGGUGGCACAGCAAAAUUACCUUAGUCAGUUUGGGCGACGUACCAUGAGGCGGUGUCCAGUACAAAAAUGGCGCAGUAGCUUCUGUUUGGAGCUCAUGCCUUCUUGCACUGUGCUCAUUUGCAUUUUUUGUUAACUGCUUGUGCCAUCUAGUUACAUAUGUAAAAUACGUGAAGAAAAGAAAACCUCAAAACUACGUUUUGUUCAUUGCUGUGCUUCUUCAAAAAAAAAAAAAAAAAGUUGGAGUCAAACUUCUUUAAAACCAACAUACUAUCAGCACAAAUUUAAACGCAAACAAGUCGUUAAACAACCGUUUUUUCAGGUUUGUCUGCAUUUGUGACAGUGUAAGCUUAAUGAACUGCGUAAUAACAAAGUCCUAGUUUAUGAUAUUUUAGGUACAAAGCAGCCUCUGUGCAAAGUUUUACGCUUGAAAUACAAGUAGGUGGGUCGCGAAAGGAUUGCGAAAAAUGACAUUUUCUAUGCUUAAAUACAGACAGCACCAUUGCCGCUCGGCGGAAAAUGACUGAACCCGAACGCUCGAAAACUAGUGCUUGCCUGGGGGCUCGUGCAGCGAGAUCGGCACAUAUGCAUGCAUGUGGAAUCUGCAUCACAUUUCUUAACACCAGGUGCACAUGUCAGCCGCGAAGGGUCUGUUAGAGAUUAACUUUAAAAAUAGGGCAGUUGCCAGCCCUGCCGCGUUGCCAUGAUUACUUCAAUUGGAUAUGCUACUCGCAGCCCAUUAAGCUAGAGUGAAAAGAUUUCCUUGAGCGACCUUUUAAUCUGGGCUCUAAAACAUACACAAAGCUAGGAAAGGAAAGCUACUGUCCCAAUAACCAUUGCAUGCUCAUAUAAUUACGCCAUUCUGAUAAGGUUUCGUUCCUGUUUGCAUUUCAAUUCAGGCUGAUGCCACCAACCAAAAUGCGUCUGUGCGUUCACAGCAAAGCAGACGACAACAUUUAGCUACCACUUCUGAAGAAGCAAAUGUAUUGGGCCGUGUUUGCCCGUAACGUGGCCGAAUCAAAACGCCAGUGUCCAGACCUGGAGUGGAGUUUUUCUUUUUUUGUUCUCCAACAACAUACAUUUGUGUUUUCUGGAGCACCAAAGCGCCCUGUACAUAACCAUUACCAUUGUCUCUCACCACCUGCUUGCCCUUCCGACAUUUGCAACAACGUCUGCACAGGUGCGUCGAACGAUUCGCUGCCGCCAGCUUUUGUUUAUAAUGGAGUCGUAAAAAGUGGUGACAAAACGACGCUUGCUCGUUGCUUUCUGCACACAAUGCCGACAUGGCCUUUCCUGGUCGCGUUGACAGCUUUUUUUAACCAUUUCUGCACUCGAAUGUGGGGGGAGGGGGGAACACACGAUGCGUCACACAUGGGAGUGUACGAACCUACAUGUUGCAAAAAUGGUUAAAAAAAAACGACAAAAAAGGAGACUCUGCUACUACGUUGCAAGAUGUGUAACAUUGUAAACAUGUUAUUUGUAUGAAAAAACAACAAAAAAUAAAUUAUAUCGAGCAAGAA
Molecule: messenger RNA, 11283 nt
Organism: Dermacentor albipictus
Lineage: Eukaryota; Metazoa; Arthropoda; Arachnida; Ixodida; Ixodidae
Gene: E(bx)
Product: nucleosome-remodeling factor subunit NURF301 E(bx)
Biological process (GO): regulation of transcription by RNA polymerase II
Cellular component (GO): NURF complex
Molecular function (GO): RNA polymerase II cis-regulatory region sequence-specific DNA binding
Source: RefSeq, a predicted model, not a curated record